Mucor velutinosus is the source of this 696-nucleotide messenger RNA. RefSeq lists its product as uncharacterized. NCBI's taxonomy places the organism in Eukaryota, Fungi, Mucoromycota, Mucoromycetes, Mucorales, Mucoraceae. The record is from RefSeq and is a predicted model, not a curated record. The coding region runs from base 1 to 696 and encodes 231 amino acids. The transcript is spliced from 2 exons.
AUGUCUACAUUGAAUUCCUUCUUUACAACAAGAAAGUCGAGGAGCACUUGCAUCAAUAAAGAAAAGACGUUGGCAUCUUCAGAGAGUGAGGCCAGCAAGCCAUCCUUCGCAGUACAAGCACCACAACCUGUCUAUGAAGCCCUGCCCAAACAACUGACAGUUUCCAAUAAGUAUGGAGCAAUAAAGAGUAGUGCUGCCAAAAAGAAGCCUUCACAGGACAACAGCAAAAGCAGAAACUCAAUUCUACACUACCUGUCUCCUGUAAAAACGAUCCACCAUACCACAGAGGAAGCUGUUGCUACUACUCCUCUCUGCCAGAUUCGCCAAAAUAUACCUGUAAAUCAUGUUUGGAAUAUCAUUCUUGAAGAGUUUGAUCCUCAAUCGCAACCCAAUCAAUUUGAGGCCUCUCCCUCGCCAUCGCCAUCGCCUACCAUCGAAAAGGCUGAUCUAUGUACAGUCAAUGACAUGUUGAUGAGCAAUAAUAGACGACGCAAGUUGGAGGACUCUACAUGUAGAUGCGUUCGCAUCCGCACUGUAGGACCUACUGUUUCCUCCAUGGACAUUUUCCGUAUUGAAGACUAUUUAUUUGAGGAUACCAACGAGAAUUUAUCACGACCACUUCGAAACAAGCACACACUCAGGGAGAGCAAUGAUCUUUUCACGGAGAUGUUGGCGAGUUUAAUGUAUCCAGAAUAG